Molecule: messenger RNA, 7420 nt
Organism: Musca vetustissima
Lineage: Eukaryota; Metazoa; Arthropoda; Insecta; Diptera; Muscidae
Gene: Lrrk
Product: leucine-rich repeat serine/threonine-protein kinase 1
Exons: 17
Coding region: 32-7417 (2461 amino acids)
Biological process (GO): protein phosphorylation
Molecular function (GO): protein kinase activity; protein binding; ATP binding
Source: RefSeq, a predicted model, not a curated record
AUACAGUAAUUGAGGAUAACGAAAAACAAAUAUGGAUUGGAGUUUUGUGGAAAAACCAAAAUCAGGCACCGAAACCGCUCUAGAUGCUUGUGAUUAUUUUCUAGAUGAGGUCAUUGAAAUUACAAAAACCUUAGAUGCUCGUGAACAGGUUCGCCUUAUCAAACAUCGUGAAUUGCGACAUGCAGUAACCUCUGGAGAUGAACGCACGGUGCGUGUCCUUUUGGAGGCAUUGGGCAGUGAGCGGCAAAUUAUAGUCAAUAUGGCUCCGGCUGGUGCAAAUACACUGUUAUUCCUGGCCGCCCAGUCGGGUUAUGAGAGCAUAACAAAUCGUUUAUUGGAUGCCGGUGCUGAUGGCCGUUCGCAUACGGUUACAAAAUAUUCACCAUUGUAUGCUGCUGUACACCAUGGCCACUAUAAUAUUGCCAAGAAAAUGUUGGAAAAGUUUCCAGAUUUAAUACAGCAACCGACAGUGGAAAAAUGGCUACCGAUACAUGCCGCCUGUAUAAAUGGUCACGUCAACCUGCUCGAAUUACUUAUCAAUUACAACUAUCCGGAAUAUCUCUAUUCAACAUAUCGUGACGAAGAGGGCGUUUGGGAAUGGAGUUUACCCUUCGAUCCGAAUGCACAAGAUGUCACCGGACAAACUAGUCUUUAUAUAGCCAGUAUAUUGGGUAAUAAGUCUCUAGUCAAUAUAUUAUUAAAAUGGAAAGUUCGGGCCCGUAAAACCUGUGCUCAAAGUCCACAAAGUGCACCGAUAACACCGACCCGCAAGCGUAUUUCAUUCGGUAUACAGGCGAUAAUGUCAAAGCUGAAUAUAUCCGGUGAGGGUGAACAGUUGAUAAAAGAAGAGUCUCUAGAAUGCGAUAGAUGUCCAAUAAACAUAAAUUUGCUAUGUGGUGCUGCACGGGAAACAUCGUUGCUGGCAGCUGUACGUGGUUCGUUUUUAGAUGUUGUAACGGUACUCUUACAAAAUGGUGCAAAUCCCAAUAUAAUUGCUAAGCCCGUUGAGGAUCACAACGAUCCGAAGUGUAGUGAAGAGAUAUAUGGUUUGAGUAAUGUACCCAUAGCUGAGGCAUGUAAACAACGUUCACUGCCGAUGGUGGAGUUGUUGUUGAAAUAUGGUGCUCGUGAUGAUAAUGGUUCAGCUUUGAGUGUGGCUGUUGCCUCAGAGGAUGAGGCCAUAUUGAAUCGUUUACUUGCCAAACGUGUCCAUCCCGAUUCCGAUUAUAAAAUCAAUAAGAAAGGUCUACCCACACCGGUUGAAGUUAAAGUUUUCUUGCCAUCUGCCACAAAUAUUUCAUACAGUACCAUGUUUCCAAAUACACCGGUCAUUAUAGAUUGGCAUAAUAAUACAAAUGUCCAGUUGCCGUUUGUUAGAGUUGAUUGGAUGGUAAAUGGUGUAUUACAAUUGAAUCCGAAAUUACAGGGUCAUCCGAAAAUCACCGAGGUUGCAUUAACAGCCAUAACACGCAUCGAUUUCUCUCACAAUCAUCUUACAAGCUUGCCCAUUGAAAUUUUCAAUUUAGUUUCGCUAAAAUACUUAAAUGUGGCUCAAAAUAAAAUAACCCAACUACCCAUGCCAUCGGCUACAACACCCAGCGGCAGAUCUGCCUACUCCUCACCAGUUCUUGAAGAAAUCUAUAUACAAGAUAAUCAGCUGAUAACAAUACCAGCGGAAAUAUUUGAUUUGCCAGCAUUAACAAUUUUAGAUAUAUCCAAUAAUAAACUACAGGAAAUGCCAUUCGAUAUGUGGAAAGCCCCGAAAUUACGUGAAUUGAAUAUUGCCUUUAAUUUACUCAAAGAUCUUCCCAUACCACCCAUGCAAACGUCAUCGUCCCAACUGAGUUUAGAUAAAUUAGAUUUGGAACCAUUUUCAAAGUUCGAUGCCUACGGUUCGGAGAAUCGCAGCAAGACAAGAACACUCACCCUACAACCCUUGGUGCAUCGUAAUAUAUGGUCGAAUAGUUUGGAGAUAACCGACAACGAUGUCAAAUGGAAUGAAUCGAAAAAGGAAGAGGGUGUCUCACAACUCAAUAGCCUAAAUAUAGCCAACAAUUUGUUCACUAGCAUUCCAGCGGCCUUGCCUUGUUUGGCAGUGAAUUUAACAAGACUUAAUAUGUCCUAUAAUAGUUUAAGAUCCAUGGGUCAUGUUACUAGUUAUCCGGCAACCUUGAAACAAUUAGAUUUAAGUCACAAUGAAAUUUCCUGUUGGCCCAGUUUGCCACGCAUCACCGAAUCGGAUCCUCAUCUUUUGUGCUAUAGUUUUGUAGCCCAAAAUCAGGGUGGAGAAAAUGAUGAUAUACCCUCGUUUGCCAAACACAAUCCUAAUAAUGCUAAGUCAUCAUCAUUUCGUUCCACCGUGUUGAAGAGUGUGUGUCGUCAUCGCAGACAUUUACGCUUGGAAUCGUUGAGGACAUUAAUUUUGGCCGAUAAUUUACUAACACGUAUACAAUUAUCCACCGACGAUGUAACCACACUUUUCAAUGAAUCGGAUGAUUCUGAUUGGAGUGUUGUUGGUGUAACCAAAUCAAAGUUGAUAUUUCCGAAUCUCUCAAUGUUGGAUAUAAGCAACAAUUGUUUGAAAGAAAUUCCCACAUCGCUACAUGAAUUGACAAGUCUUAGUGUGCUCAAUAUAAGUGGCAAUGUUAAUGUCACGGAUCUUCCACCACAUUUGGGUUUGCUGACACGUUUAUGGAAUUUGAAUACUCGUGGCUGUCUGCUGCAGGAUCCACUGAAGUCAAUGAUUGAAAGUAAAAAAUAUAAGACAAUGGACAUCAUUGGUUACCUGAAAUCUAUUUAUGAAGAUGCCCAGCCAUAUGCGCGCAUGAAAUUAAUGGUGGUUGGUGUUCAGGGUAUUGGUAAGACUACACUGUUGGAUUUGUUGCGUCAGGGAGUUGGUUCGCAGAAACCCAAAGCUUCUGAAAAUCAUUGGGCUAAACGCAUGGGUCACACCAAGAAUCUCUCGAAAUCACAAAGAGGUGGCAAUAUAUCCACUGUGGGUGUGGAUAUCGGUACAUGGAUAUCUGAGAAACGUAAAAAGGCCCCGGGAUCACAUGGACCGGUUGUGUUUCGCACCUGGGAUUUUGGUGGUCAAAAGGAAUAUUAUGCCACGCAUCAGUACUUCCUUUCGAAGCGUAGCCUUUAUUUGGUAUUAUGGAAAAUAACGGAUGGCCACAAGGGUCUUGCCGAAAUCCUACAAUGGUUGGGUAAUAUACAGGCACGAGCACCCAAUUCACCGGUCAUAAUUGUUGGCACCCAUUUUGAUGCUGUCGGCGAUACCUUUUCCCCGGAAAAAGCCGAGGAGUUACAACAGAUAAUUCGUGAAAAAUUCAUUGCCAUUCCGGAUGCAGAGAAAAUUGGUCUACCACGUGUAAUUGAUUCCAUUGAAAUUAGUUGCAAAACAAUGCACAAUAUACGCCUGCUAAUAAACAUUAUUUAUGAUACUGCAUUCAUGCUGAAAUCUCCCGGUUCCAAAGAACCAAUGCUACUACAAAAAAUACCAGCCAGUUAUAUUGCCCUAGAAGAUAUUGUCAAUGUUAUAUCGUGUAACUUAAAGGCCGCCGGUUUAGAUCCUGUUCUCGAUGCAGAAAAUUAUCGUAAAUUGGUAACGGAGGAAAUGCGUUUACAUAAUUAUAAAAGUUUUCGUGAUACCGCUGAGCUAAAUCAGGCAACUAUGUUUCUACAUGACAAUGGCGUCCUCUUGCAUUAUGAUGAUGCCACUCUACGUGAUUAUUAUUUCCUAGAUCCGCAAUGGCUGUGUGACAUGUUGGCCCAUGUGGUAACGGUGCGUGAAAUUAAUCCAUUUGCUCGCACCGGAAUUAUGAAAUUGGAUGAUUUGAAUUUAUUAUUUCGCAAUUCAAGUGGUAGCAGUAAUUCAAAUCGUUCAUAUAUUGUAAGCCUGUUGAAUAAAUUCGAGGUGGCGUUGACAUGGGAUUCGCGAACAUUGCUGAUACCGUCGUUGUUGCCGCAAAAUGAAAAUGAAUCGCCAAAUUCGGGAACAAUUGUAAAGAUUUCACAGCGAACACGUGGUCGCAAUUUGAAUUUAGGUUGCUCUGUCUCAAAUGAAAUUAAUUUAAAUAAUUUAGUUUAUGAGCCAGUGGAGCAAACCACCAACUCCUCUUCAGUGAAUGACAGUAAUAUAUUGGAAAUGGGUCUUAAACGUAUUUUGCUUAUGACCUAUUUUCCGUCGGGUUUUUGGUCACGUUUGAUUACACGGCUUUUGGCCGAUGAGCAUAUAACUGAAGCCAUAAAAUCGGUCUACAUUGCGGCUAAUGAUCAAUCCCUUGAAUUCGAUUUACGUACCUCUUUGGAACACGACAGUCAGUGGAAUUUAUGGCAAACUGGCGUUUCACUUUACUAUGGCCCAAUAUUGGUCUUUAAAAUAUGGGAGUUACCAUUUCAAUUGUCGGCGAAUACCCAACCUUUUCGUAAUGCCAGUAAUCGGUUUAAACUUAAAUUGGAUGGCGUGUGGAGUGAUAUAAAUUUGUGUAACUCGAGUAUAUUGGAGAUAUCAUUUCCGCUAACCCAUGUCAAUGUCUAUCAAGAGGUAGAGGAUGGUGCACGCCAACAUUUGGCACAAAUUGAACCUAAUAUGCCAAUUAUUGCCAAGUUGUUGGCAUUAGCUGUAGAUCAUAUUGAUUUACUGUUAGAGGAUUGGUAUCCUUCGUUGGGCACACGAUUUGUUCACACCUCGGAGGGUCGAUUUUUGAUAACACGACUUGUAAUGUGUCCACGAUGUUUGAAAAAGUUAUCGCUGAAUAGUAAAAAAUCUGAAUCUUCCGAUAAUAAUGGUGCUGGUGGCGGCAGCGGAAGUGGGGGAGGUGAUAAUGGAGAUGAUGCUCAAUUGAAUGUAUUUUCGGCGUAUCUAAAUGCCACCGCCAGAAGGGAACGUCGAUCAGAGGAUUCCCUUUGUUCUGAUGCUGAUUCGGGUGUGGGCCCAGAUUCUGCCGGUUCUUCACGCAACACCUCCGUUGACGGCCAUCCAUUAUAUAAUAUUCCUGAUAUAUCGAAUGUGUGCUACACUUGGAUGAUUGAAGAAUGCAUAUUGUCGGUAUAUAAUCAAACGAAAAUCUCUUGUCCAGUCCACCUGGAGGUACCUAUGCUGAAAUUGGCACCCGAUGUUGUUUUCGCCGAUAUACCCGAUAAAUAUACCAUCAAUUCGGAAACAAUUAUAAAAGGUUCAUUAUUGGGUCGUGGUGCAUUUGGCUUUGUUUUUAAGGCAACAUGUAAACUGAAAGGAUCUCGCAACUUCCGUGCUGUUGCUAUGAAAAUGUUACAACCUGUUCCACCCGGACCCAGAGCUAAAGAAAGUGCCCUAAUGGCUUAUAAAGUGGCUUUGGGAAAAUGGGAUCGUGAUCCAUUGCAACAUGCAUGUAAAGCUUAUUGUACAGCCAGACAAGAGCUGGCUGUUCUGUUGACGCUGAAACAUCCCAAUAUUGUUCCUUUGGUGGGUAUUUGUAUCAAACCGUUGGCAUUGGUAUUGGAGUUAGCUCCAAUGGGUGGUUUAGAUUCGAUAUUACGACAACAUCGUCGCAGUGGUGCUCACAUUGGUCCACAUACAUUUCAAAUAUUGGUACUGCAGGCGGCUCGCGCUAUAGAAUAUUUACAUCGUCGCCGUAUAAUAUAUAGGGAUUUGAAAUCGGAAAAUGUCCUCGUGUGGGAUUUUCCACAACCACAUGCAGAGGAUAGUCCACGAAAUUCGAUACACAUCAAAAUUGCCGAUUAUGGCAUAAGUCGUCAAACGGCUCCUAGUGGUUCAAAGGGUUUUGGUGGUACCGAAGGAUUUAUGGCUCCUGAGAUAAUACGUUACAAUGGCGAAGAGGAAUAUACGGAAAAGGUUGAUUGUUUCUCUUUCGGCAUGUUCAUUUACGAAAAUAUCAGUUUGCGGCAACCAUUUGAGGGACAUGAAUCGAUUAAAGAAUGUAUACUGGAGGGAAAUCGACCGGCGCUAACACAAAGAGAAACACAAUUUCCAACCUACUGUUUGGAUUUAAUGGUCUUGUGUUGGGAUGAAUUACCCAAGAAGAGACCAACAGCCAGUCAAAUUGUUUCUAUACUGAGUGCACCAGAAUUUAUACAUCUCUUAGAUGUUGUGGCCUUGCCACAUGCUGAUAAAGUUGUUUGUGGUGGUUUUAGUUUUAGUAAUUCCAAUAGUCCAAUUGAAGAUGACUUCUCCAGCCUGGAGUUAUGGCUGCCCGGCUACAAUUCUCACAUUGAUGUGCUGGAAACAACAACACAUGGUCAAUUUAUACAAUCGAGUACAAUUAAAUGCACAAAUAAAUUCCUAUCGUCGGAUCCCAAGUCACCGCGUGUGGAAGAAGUUAGCCUGAAGUCACAGUCAUCUUCACCACUGAAUACACCCUCAUCACUGCAGGCCUCCUCGUCCUCGGGUUCUUCAUCGCGAACACCAUCUGCAACACGUUUGCCACGUAUUAAUAUGCUUUGUUGUUGUAUUAUUGAACAAUCAAUAUGGAUUGGUGAUGCAUCGGGCACCCUGCAUUCCUAUAGUUUGGCAGAUUACACCCAUAUAUUUUCAUAUAUGUUAGAUCCGGCCAUUAAAUCACCCCUGAUAAGUUUGGUGUAUUUAAAGGAUAUUGAACGUGUUGCAGUGGGUCUACAUAAUGGUCGGGUAUUUUUAGUGGAUAGCUCACGUAUACCCUUGAAUUGUGCAUUUGCCGAGGGUUCAUUCGUUUUGACGGAAAUUUGUUCGGGUUUAAUAUUACACUGUGCAUGUGCUGUUAUGGUGGAGGGAACCUACGAGUUGUGGUGCGGUGAAAUGGCCGGCAAAUUAAAUGUCUUCCCAUUGAGCAAGACCGGUGUUUGUGGCCAUCAAGCAUUGUGUCACAGCGAUGAACCGAAUGCCAUCGAAGAUUUGCGAGUUGCCCGCAUGUGCAGCAAUAUGAAUUAUGUCUUCACCUGCCUCUAUCCGGGAUUUAUGGUUUAUCAAUGGCAUGCUGAAAAUAAAACCAUAGAAAAUAAAUUAGACUGUUCAAAACUGUUACCCUGUUCGGAAUCGUUAAAGAGUAUUGCUAUUGAUGAACACUUGAGUCUUAUUAAAUGUCAAAUUUCGGCAUUAUGUACGCAUGGCCAAGAGUUGUAUAUUGGUACCACUUGGGGUUGUUUGAUAAUAGCUGAAGUGAAUACUCUGCGACCUGUUGUCGUAUUUCGUCCAUAUGAAAAUGAGAUCAAAACAAUUGUUGCUGUACCACAUCCCAAUGUACCGCUUAUUGCCACAAUUGGUAGACGUUAUCGUUCACUGAUAUCACGUUAUAUGGAUUCGCCCGAGAGUUCCAGUAGUAAAAAUGUAUCAACACCGACACAUUUUGAUCAUUUCAAGAAUCAAUACAAAGCAAAUCAGCCACAAGAUAUUGACAGUCAUAUUCAUGUUCUUUUGUGGAAAGCCAAAGAUUGGACAUAGAAU